UUCCUCCAGUUCCUCUGUAACCCGUGUUUCCACUUGGGCGCCGUCACCAGCUCCCCAAAGAAACCCUAACCCCCAAAUCCCCAAUCUCUCUAUCUGAGACGCCUCCAUCCACCCACAAAAUGGGGAGAAAACGAAAGCUCGACGCCAACAACACCGAGUCCUCCGAGCCCUCCAAGAAACAACAACCGGUCGUUGAAGAAGAGGAACCCAAACCCCAAAACGAACCAGCAGAGGAAGUAGUCGAAGAAGAAGAAGAGGAAGAAGUUGAAGAAGAAGAAGAGGAGGAAGAUGAACCGGAAGAAGACAAAGAAGAUGAAGGAGAGGAAGAGGAAGAGGACGAGGAUGAAGAAGAACCUGGUGUUGAGUAUAAGCAAAACGAGAACGUGACGACGACGUCCACGUCGGCAGCUUCGGAUCUGGGGGGGGGGGGCGGGCGGCCGAUCCAGAAUCUUCUAGAACCCUUCAGCAAGGACCAGCUUAUUGCCCUGCUCCGCGAAGCAGCCGAUACGCAUGGUGACGUAUCUGAUCGGAUCCGUAAGGUCGCAGAUGAGGACCCGAUCCACCGCAAGAUCUUCGUCCACGGGCUCGGAUGGGACACCAACGCCGAAACCCUAACCAGCGUGUUUAAGGAGUACGGUGAGAUUGAGGAUUGCAAGGCUGUGUGCGAUAAGGUCUCUGGUAAGUCCAAGGGUUAUGGCUUCAUUCUUUUCAAGACUCGUUCUGGGGCUCGAAAAGCCCUAAAGCAGCCGCAGAAGAAGAUCGGCAAUCGGAUGACUGCGUGCCAGCUGGCGGCUAUUGGCCCAGGCCCGGCUCCGAGUGCCGCUGCCGCUGUGCCUGUGGCGGUCCAGGCGGCCCAGUCACAGACAGUGUCGGAGUACACGCAGAGGAAGAUCUAUGUGAGCAAUGUUGGGGCUGACUUGGAACCCCAGAAGCUGCUGAUGUUCUUUUCUAGGUUUGGAGAAAUUGAGGAAGGGCCACUGGGGCUUGAUAAGAUGACUGGGAGGCCUAAAGGAUUUUGUUUGUUUGUGUAUAAGUCGCCAGAGAGUGCAAAGAGGGCAUUGGAAGAGCCGCACAAGAAUUUUGAAGGCCACAUUUUGCAUUGCCAGAAGGCUAUUGACGGUCCAAAGCCGGUCAAGUCUCAGCACCCGAACCAGCACCACCACAAAUCCCAUAAUUCCAAGUUUCAGAGGAAUGAUAAUCCGGGUUAUGUUGGUGGAGCUGCGGCAGGAAUGGGGCAUUUGAUGGCGCCAGCAAGUGGUGGGAUUGGGUUUAACCAGGGUGCUGCGGCCGCCCAGGCAUUGAAUCCCGCACUUGGGCAGGCACUGACUGCAUUGUUUGCGACUCAGGGGGCUGGUUUGGGGCUGACAAACCUUUUGGGAACUUUUGGAACGGCUCCGAAUGUGAACCCAGGUGUUCCUGGUGCAGGACAUGCCAUACAGGGUGGGUAUGCGAAUCAGGCAAGUAUAAGCCCUGGAAUGAUGGGAAGCUAUGGAAAUCAAGGUGCAAUGCAAGGUGGCUACCCGAACCCGCAGAUAGGGCAAGGUUGUUCAGGAAGAGGGCAGCAUGGUGUUGGGCAAUCUGGUGGCGCUCCUUACUUGGGGCAUUAGGUGCCCCUGAGAUCCCAAAUAGGUGCAUCAGUGUUUUUGUACUGGUCUGGUGAUUCUUCUGAAGUUUAAAAGGAGCUGAUGGUUACUACAAAGAGCAGAAUCUUAAAACUGUCAAAUGAAAUUUCUGUUUUCCUUCCCUUUUCUGUCUUUUCCUUCUUCAAAGUACUGUAGUUUUUUUAAUUUUAUUUGUUUGAAAGAUCAAGAGUUUGAGAAAUUCUCUUACAAACCUAUCUGUGUUUUAUGGAGUCGCGAGGUUGAACAAAAAUACUUUUUAAAUUCCCAAUCCUAUGGAUUAAAUGAACUUUAUAAUGUAGUUUUUCUUCUGCAA
This is a messenger RNA of Prunus mume (Japanese apricot), 1935 nucleotides long. NCBI's taxonomy places the organism in Eukaryota, Viridiplantae, Streptophyta, Magnoliopsida, Rosales, Rosaceae. The record is from RefSeq and is a predicted model, not a curated record.